Emys orbicularis (European pond turtle) is the source of this 1476-nucleotide messenger RNA. RefSeq lists its product as uncharacterized. Lineage: Eukaryota; Metazoa; Chordata; Testudines; Emydidae. The record is from RefSeq and is a predicted model, not a curated record. The transcript is spliced from 2 exons. The coding region runs from base 52 to 1293 and encodes 413 amino acids.
AGAGCGGCUACACGGGAGACUUUACGGUGGCACUGCUGUGCUGUUCUAACCAUGGAUCCUGAGUUGCUGACCAUUGUGGUGAUGAACGUUAUGAACACAACACGGCUGGUCCUGCAUUAUUUCAUGAGCUGCGAAACAGAGAAUGACUCGGUGGUGCCUGCCCUGCUGGCUGCCAUGGAAACAAAUAAUUCAAGAUUGCUGCUGGCAUUCACGGAACAGCUGCACGCGGUGGACCGUCGGUACUGGGCUCGGGAAACAAGCACUGAGUGGUGGGAUCGCAUCGUGAUGCAUGUCUGGGAUGAUGAGCAGUGGCUGCAGAACUUUCGGAUGCGCAAAUCCACCUUCCUGGAACUGUGUGCGGAGCUCGCCCCAGCACUGCGGCGCAAGGAUACCAGAAUGAGAGCUGCCCUCACUGUUGAAAAGCGAGUGGCGAUUGCUGUGUGGAAGCUGGCAACUCCAGACUGCUACCGGUCAGUCGCAAAGCAGUUUGGAGUUGGAAAGUCCACUGUGGGGGCUGUGGUAAUGCAAGUGUGUAGGGCCAUUAAUCGCCUCCUGCUACGAAGGACUGUGACUCUUGGUAAUGUGCAGGAAAUAAUUGAUGGCUUUGAGGCAAUGGGAUUUCCUAACUGUGGAGGGGCAAUAGAUGGAACUCAUAUCCCAAUUUUGGCCCCAGACCAUCUUGCGAGGGAGUAUAUCAACCGAAAGGGCUACUUUUCUAUGGUCUUGCAGGCGCUGGUGGAUCACCGGGGCCGUUUCACUGACAUCAACGCAGGGCGGUCAGGGAAGGUGCAUGAUGCACACAUUUUUCAGAACACUGGACUGUAUAGAAAGCUGCAUUCUGGAACGUUCUUUCCAGACCAGAAGAUUCCAAUGGGGGAUGUUGAAAUGCCCAUAGUGAUCCUGGGAGACCCCGCCUAUCCCUUGCUGCCAUGGCUCAUGAAGCCUUACACUGGGAAACUAGACAGCAGCAAGGAGCGCUUCAACAACAGACUCAGCAGGUGCCGAAUGACCGUUGAACGUGCCUUUGGCCGAUUAAAAGGUCGUUGGCGCUGCCUUUUUGGCCGGUUAGACCUCGAUGAGGAAAAUAUUCCCAUGGUCAUUGCGGCAUGCUGUAUUCUGCAUAAUAUUUGUGAAGUGAAGGGGGAAAAGUUUCCCCAGGAGUGGAGCGCUGAAGUUGAACGGCUGGCUGCUGAUUUUGAGCAGCCAGAUACCAGGGCAAUUAGAGGGGCACAGUGUGUGGCUAUUCGAAUCAGGGAGGCCUUGAAAGAGCAUUUUGACCAUGAUUCCCAGUAAUGUGUCUAAGCAUUUGGCCAGGCAUUGUUUACUUGCUGCCUUGAAUGGUCCCUGUAGUGCUUGCUUCCUGAGCUUUAAUUGUAGUGAGCAAAUGUUCCUGCCUUUAGCCACUGUGUUUAAAUGUUAGCACCGACUAACGUGUAUAUGACACAAAUAAAAAGUCAGUUUGUAUCAAAGAAGAAA